UGAGAGUGCAGCUCGAGGUGUAGGGCUGUUCCAGCAUGCGACAACGCUUUCUCGUACUUACGAGUCAAUACGAGGAUAGAAUCAAUCUUCUGCCACUAGAUUUUUUCCAACCGAGCAUCCAUGAUGACGUAAACAAACACAAGCGCAGGCAGAAAGAGUUGAGGAGAUGGAGCGGGCGGCUCAGGUACCACAGCGUACAACUGGAAGACAUCAACAUCGAGCCGCGCACUGUACAGUUUCGGCCCUGUUUGCGGCUUUCUUCGCGGGCCACCAAUUUGCACAAGGGUUGCAGCUCCAGCCACGAAGCAAUGCUGCCCUGAUUUUUGAGAGGGAGUACGAGAAGGUGAAACAUGGGGCGUACGAGCACGACAACAGUUUUUCGCCUAAUAGCGAGGAGUACGACAAACUCUACGCCGCGUGGCUAACGCCCCGCUUCGCUAAGUUGCAGAAGCAAAUCGACACCGCACGACUGCAUGGUAACAUCGGACAACAAGAGAAGGGAGUAGAGAAGGCAGCUUCUCAUCAAAAUAAAGACGAUACCAGUGACAGUCCCGUGGCCGCCCCUCCUUCUCUCGUCAUUGGCAUCAAAACCGCUGGGGCGUGGACGCGAGUGCGUGAUGUACACCGAACUACAUGGAUGAAAUCGGAAAACCGACAAGGCAAAAAAUGCGUCACCCAGAAACAAGUCACGCCUGGGCAGGUGACCGCCCGGUUCCUGCUCGAGGGCGAGCCGACGGAGGACCUGCUGAAGGAACAGGCGAAAUUUGGAGAUUUGGUCUUUCUUAACACCACGGAUUACGCACACAAGCUGCCGCUGAUGCCCAGUGAUAGGCGAAAAGUGUUUUCUUGGUUUCGGAAAAUAGGAGAGAUCGAAGCGGGCGGUGGUCCUGACAAGAACGAAGAGCAAGCAGUUGCAAACACCAAGAAACCAAGCUACGUGGCAAAAAUGGACUGCGAUACCUACAUUGAGCCGUGCGACCUGCUCGAGGACAUGGCGGGCAGCGGGACGCCUUUGUACUACGGCCAGAUGAAUGGGCGCAAGGAGCUUUUCAACCCCUACGGCGGGCGGGACAUUGACAAGUGCCGGGCCAAGAUCGAAGGACGGACCGAUCACGAACCUUUUAUGCAGGGCGGGUAAGAGCAGAAUCAGAGUGUGCUGCUUUACCUCCUUUUUGCAUUUCCAUUCAUUCUUGCGUUGGAGUAGGGUAGACUUGGCUAGCUUCUUGAAAUAAGUGUACUUAUCGUAGCAAUUUCUCAUCUUCAGGUUCUACGCUAUGUCCCAGGACAUGGCGCACUGGAUGGCGGAGUACCCUUCCUACCCGCGCCUCGUCAAGUCGGAGGACCAGGCCGUUGGGUGCAUGAUGCUGUACUCGAUCCGUGCGGGCGCCGCCGGCCCGCAGAUGGUGCACCCGGUCGUGUGGGAGCGCGAGGGCUGCGACCAGCACUGGUGCAACGCGUGGGACCCGAGGGGCGGCAAGUUUCUGUUCAAGCACUUGUGGUACGAGUUCGCGGCGCACGUGGGGAAGCCCCGGCACUUAUCAAAAUGAAAAAUCCCCCCUCCCCAUAUCAAAACGGAAAUUUGUGAUGCUGAUUUGUGACCACAAAUCAGCUCUGUAUUGCAGAGAGGCACUGCGGCCAGAUCCCCAGGCUAGGUAGGGGCGUGCGGGUCUGGUAGUUCAGCAUGGCAAGCGGCCCCCCUUUAGGCCCAACAGCAUGACAAACCGCUUCCAUAAUGGGGCGGAAGCUUGUGCCCUUAUCUUCUUGCAAGACAGAUGUGAUUUGUGACCUCAAAUCCGCAACGCAAAUCUUUGCAAACAUACCGCUUCAAUAUGGGGAGGGGGGAUUUUUCCUUUCGAUAGCACUACAGCAUCAAUGUGACCGACGUGAUGGCGUUGCAGGAUGACGGCGCGGUGAUUCCAGAGUCGAAACACGACGUACUGAAAGAGGAGCAGGAAGGAAAGGAGGAGCAAAUGCAGAAGGGUUUGCAGAAAGAGAAAAAGCCGGCUCCAGCGCAGGCUUUGGAGGGGGGAGCUUCAGCCGCGAAGGCUGAAAGUGGUGCGAGGAAAGAGCACUGAGAGUGAGAAAUAAAACAAGGAGUAAAGUGUGUGGUUGUCAUACAUACUGGACAGGUCUUACAUGUGGUUGUGGAUGUUUGUUUUCUUUUCCGAAAUAAAUACUAGGUGUUUGGACAGUUAUUUUUCCGACGGCGCAUGCAGUAGCAGUCGUGAUGCCCAAGAAGAUCAAGAUUCAUGUGAGUAACUUAUUGGCUUGCUUCACCUGGCGGUGCAGCGGAACAGAUUGCACUUUUACCACAUCGACACCUCCGGUGUCAGGGGGCCAUCGAGUUGCUUCAGAUAACAGCAUAUCGUAGCUGGUCGUGUUUUGAAAAACAAAGCAUGUUCUUCUCGAUCUCGAACGCGACUCCACGAUC
Messenger RNA from Amoebophrya sp. A120, 2431 nucleotides. NCBI's taxonomy places the organism in Eukaryota, Dinophyceae, Syndiniales, Amoebophryaceae. The record is from the annotation of a GenBank genome assembly.